Molecule: messenger RNA, 885 nt
Organism: Aspergillus tanneri
Lineage: Eukaryota; Fungi; Ascomycota; Eurotiomycetes; Eurotiales; Aspergillaceae
Gene: fma-TC
Product: terpene cyclase fmaA
Exons: 6
Coding region: 1-885 (294 amino acids)
Cellular component (GO): membrane
Molecular function (GO): transferase activity, transferring alkyl or aryl (other than methyl) groups
Source: RefSeq, a predicted model, not a curated record
AUGAAGGUCCCCUUCGGAUUGAUAGUUCGCUCCUCCGAGUUUGUAAAAACUUUAUAUUUGUUUGGAAAAUCUGAUAUCCCUGCCGCCACUUUGCCUCCAAUGGCCAUUGCCCUUGUGCUCGCUGGACCUUCAGGCUUCUACUUGAUCGCGAAGGGGUUCCUUUGGAAUCAAUUACAUUUGCUUACUUUCCAAGUCAAAAAUCAGAUCAACGGCGUGGAAGAAGACAGAAUCGCAAAACCGCAUCGGCCUCUACCAUCCGGUCGUAUAUCGCCAGAGAGUGCAACCAUACUCUACUACAUUCUAUUUACGUCGAUGUGGGUUGCAGCCUUUUAUACAAAGACGAUCCCAUGCACUAUAACCUACUCGGUGGCCAUCGUGAUCUACAACGAAGGGGGCCUGGCUGCGAUACCCGUCGUGAAAAAUGUUAUCGGUGCCAUAGGUCUGGCAUGUUACUGUUGGGGAACCACUAUCAUACUCGAUCGUGGAAGGGAGCUGCACGGUUUGAAGGCAAUGGCUACGUUUAUGAUGGGUACUAUAUUUGCCACCACUGGUCAUGCCCAAGAUUUCCGUGAUCGUUCCGCCGACGCUCUAAUGGGUCGCAAGACGAUCCCGCUGCUGCUCUCCCAGCCGGUGGCCCGCUGGUCACUCGCCGCCUUGAUCACAGCUUGGACGAUAGGUCUAAUCGCUUUAUGGCGGCCACCGCUUGUGGCUAGUAUUGCAUUCGCUGCCCUAGGUCUACGGUGCCUAGGUGGCUAUGUUUCUAGCUAUGACGAGAAAGACGAUUAUGUAUCGUACUGUUGGUAUGGUGUGAGUGAAGUCCGCUACCCUCAGCUCAAAAUUCAAGUGCUCACAAUUACCUCAACAGUUCUGGCUUCUUGGGAGUAA